Gasterosteus aculeatus aculeatus (three-spined stickleback) is the source of this 4984-nucleotide messenger RNA. RefSeq lists its product as uncharacterized. Gene Ontology annotation, cellular component: neurofilament; axon. The record is from RefSeq and is a predicted model, not a curated record. NCBI's taxonomy places the organism in Eukaryota, Metazoa, Chordata, Actinopteri, Perciformes, Gasterosteidae. Gene Ontology annotation, biological process: axon development; intermediate filament bundle assembly. Gene Ontology annotation, molecular function: structural constituent of postsynaptic intermediate filament cytoskeleton.
AUUAACUUUGAUCGGAUGAGCUACGCUAUGGACACAGUCGGGAGCCCCUUCAGGAGAAAUAUGGAUUCCAGGACGACCGGCUACGGCUACAGCCGCUCCGACAGUAUCCCGCCCAGCGGUUUUCGCUCCCAGUCUCGGUCCCGAGCAAGCCCCGGCGCCACCGUGACCUCGUCCUACAAGAGGAGCAAGAACAUGCCGGUGUCCAGAAUGUACAGCUCAACGGUGCACAGCUCCGGCGACAGCGUUGAUUAUGGUCAAACCUCCAUGCUGAACGGACACUACAGGCGCGCUAACGAGAAAGAGCAACUUCAGGGGCUCAACGACCGGUUUGUCGUUUACAUCGACAAGGUGCACUACCUGGAGCAGCAGAACAAGCAGAUCGAGGAGGAAAUCCACGCACUGCGGCAGAAGCAGGUGUCGCGCUCCGAGCUGGGCAACGACUACGACCAGGAGCUGCAGGAGCUGCGCUCCAUGCUGGAGCAGAUCCACCACGACAAGGUGCAGAUCCAGCUUGACACCGACCACAUCGAGGAGGACAUUCAGCGGCUCAGGGACCGCUUUGAAGAAGAGGCUCGCAUCAGGGAGGAGACGGAGGCCUUAAUCCGCGUGCUGAUGAAGGACACGGGCGACUCAGAGUUGGUGAAGUCUGAGUUGGAUAAGAAAGUUCAGUCGCUGCAGGACGAGAUCGCCUUCAUCCGCAACAACCACGAGGAAGAGGUUAGUGACCUCAUCGCCCAGAUCCAGGCGUCUCAGGUGACCGUGGAGAGGAAAGACCUCCAGAAGACGGACAUCACCGAGGCUCUGCGGGAGAUCCGCUACGAGCUCGAGGGCCACUCUAACCAGAACCUGCAGCAGGUGGAAAACUGGUUCAUAUGCCGAUUCUCCAAGCUCACCGAGGCUGCAGAACAGAACAAGGACGCCAUCAAGUCCACCCGCGAUGAGAUAACCGACUACCGCCGCCAACUGCAGUCCAAGACGGUGGAGUUGGAGUCCAUCCGCGGGACAAGAGACUCGCUGGAGAGGCAGCUCAAUGACAUCGAGGACCGCCACAACAGCGAUCUGUCCAGCCUGCAGGAGACAAUUCACCAGCUGGACAAUGAGCUCAAAAGCACCAAAUGGGAGAUGGCUCGUCACCUGCGCGAGUAUCAGGACCUGCUCAAUGUCAAGAUGGCCUUGCACAUUGAGAUCGCUGCAUACAGGAAACUCCUUGAUGGUGAGGAAACCCAUUUAAGCACUUUCCCUUAUCGUCAUGCAACCGCCUCUACAAUCUCUAAGCCUAAAUCAGACCCUCCCAAGCUGAAGGUGCAUUACAAGUUUGUGGAGGAGAUCAUCGAAGAGACAAAGGUAGAGGAUAAGAAGUCAGAUAUCGACGAGGCCCUGGCAGAAAUGGCACAGGAGCUGUCUGGCACACUUGGAGGUGGGGAAGAUGAGGGGGAUGAACAAGGAGAAAAUGAGACUACUGAUAGGGAAGAUGGGGAGGGAAGUGAUGAAGGAGACAGCAAUGAGAGAGAGGGAGAGGGGGAAGUUGAGGAGACAGUCUUAUGUUCUAAAGCUCCAGAGUCUAAAGCCUCGCUUGACAAGGAGAGGGCCGGAGACAUUGAAGGAGAGGAAGAAGCUGAUGCUGAAAAGGAAAAUGGUGAUAAGGACAAAGAUGCAGGUGAGGAUGAAGCAAUCCAAAGCAGGGGUGAGAAAGAUGAUGAAGAGAACGCGGACAAAGAAAGUGAAAAGUAUGUGAAGAAGUUAAGAGAUGAGAAAGCAAAAGAAGUUGUAGAAGUAGGAGUUCCAAAGACAAAAGCUGCAAUGGAAGCUCCUAAGCCAGAAGUUGAAAAUUCAGAUGCUGCAAAGCCAGAAGCUGUAAAUCCAGAAGCUGUAAAGCCAGAAGCUGUAAAUCCAGAAGCUGUAAAGCCAGAAGUUGAAAAGCCAGAAGUUGCGAUGCCAGAAGUUGAAAAAUCAGAAGUUGAAAAGCCAGAAGUUGCAAAGUUAGAAGCUGCAAAGCCAGAAGUUGCAAAGUCAGAAACUGCAAAGCAAGAAGGUGCAAAGAUAGAAGUUGCAAAGUCAGAAACUGCAAAGCAAGAAGGUGCAAAGAUAGAAAUAAAAAAGUCAGAAUCUGCCAAGCCAGAAGUUGAAAAAUCAGAAGUUGCAAAGCCAGAAGUUGCAAAGUCAGAAACUGCAAAGCCAGAAGUUGAAAAAUCAGACGUUGAAAAGCCAGAAGUUGCAAAGUUAGAAGGUGCAAAGCCAGAAACUGCAAAGCAUGAAGGUGCAAAGAUAGAAGUUGCAAAGUCAGAAACUGCAAAGCAGGAAGGUGCAAAGAUAGAAGUCACAAAGUCAGAAUCUGCCAAGCCAGAAGUUGAAAAAUCAGAAGUUGCAAAGCCAGAAAUUGCAAAGUUAGAAGUUGCAAAGCCAGAAGUUGAAAAGACAGAAGUUGCAAAGCCAGAAGUUGAAAAGACAGAAGUUGCAAAGCAAGAAGGUGCAAAGAUAGAAGUUGCAAAGUCCGAAACUGCAAAGCAAGAAGGUGCAAAGAUAGAAGUCACAAAGUCAGAAUCUGCCAAGCCAGAAGUUGCCAAGCCAGAAGUUGUAAAGUCAGAAACUGCAAAGCCAGAAGCUGCAAAGCCAGACGUUGCCAAGACAGACAUUGCCAAGCGAGAGGUUAAAAUAUCAGAGGUUCCAAAGCCAGAAGUAGCAAAGCAAGAAGCUGUAAAGCCAGAAGUUCGAAAGCCCGAAGUUGAAAAGCCAGAAUUUGCCAAGCCAGAAGUUGAAAAGCCAGAAGUUGCCAAGCCAGAAGUUGAAAAGCCAGAAGUUGCAAAGUCAGAAGCUGCAAAGCCAAAAGCUGAAAUGCCAGAAGUUGAAAAGCCAGAAUCUGCCAAGCCAGAAGCUGAAAAGCCAGAAGUUGCAAAGUCAGAAGCUGCAAAGCCAGAAGCUGAAACGCCAGGAGUCACAAAGUCAGAAUCUGCCAAGCCAGACAUUGUAAAGCCAGAGGUUGAAAAAUCAGAAGUUGCAAAGCCAGAAGUUGCAAAUCAAGAAGCUGUAAAGCCAGAAGUUGCCACGCUAGAAGUUGAAAAGCCAGAAGUUGCAAGCAGAAAUUGCAAGUUAGAAGUUGCAAAGCCAGAAGUUGAAAAGACAGAAGUUGCAAAGCCAGACGUUGCAAAGUCAGGAACUGCAAAGCAAGAAGGUGCAAAAAUAGAAGUCACAAAGUCAGAAUCUGUCAAGCCAGAAGUUGCCAAGCCAGAAGUUGUAAAGUCAGAAACUGCAAAGCCAAAAGCUGCAAAGCCAGACGUUGCCAAGACAGACAUUGCCAAGCCAGAGGUUAAAAUAUCAGAGGUUCCAAAGCCAGAAGUAGCAAAGCAAGAAGCUGUAAAGCCAGAAGUUGAAAAGCCCGAAGUUGAAAAGCCAGAAUUUGCCAAGCCAGAAGUUGAAAAGCCAGAAGUUGCCAAGCCAGAAGUUGAAAAGCCAGAAGUUGCAAAGUUCGAAGCUGCAAAGCCAAAAGCUGAAAUGCCAGAAGUUGCAACGUCAGAAUCUGCAAAGCCCGAAGUUGAAAAGCCAGAAUUUGCCAAGCCAGAAGUUGAAAAGCCAGAAGUUGCAAAGUUAGAAGCUGCAAAGCCAAAAGCUGAAACGCCAGGAGUCACAAAGUCAGAAUCUGCCAAGCCAGACAUUGUCAAGCCAGAGGUUGAAAAAUCAGAAGUUGCAAAGCCAGAAGUUGCAAAUCAAGAAGCUGUAAAGCCAGAAGUUGCCACGCCAGAAGUUGAAAAGCCAGAAGUUGUAAAGUCAGAAACUGCAAAGUCAGAAGCUGCAGAGUCUGAAGCUGCCAAAACGGAGGAAUCUAAAGCAGAUUCUAAACCAGAUUCUUCAAAGCCAGAGGCCAAGAAGGAAGAAGCUGCCAAAACGGAGGAAUCUAAACCAGAUUAUUCAAAGCCAGAGGCCAAGAAGGAAGAAGCUGCCAAAAUGGAGGAAUCUAAGCCAGAUUCUCCAAAGUCUGAAUCCCCUAAAUCUGAAUCACCUAGACCUGGAUCCCCUAAAUCUGAAUCACCUAACCCUGAGUCCCCUAAAUCUGAAAUACCUCGGCCCGAUUCCCUUAGAUCUGAUUCUCCCAAGCCUGCCUCUCCUAAAUCUGAGUCCCCCAAAGAAUGCUCACCAAAGCCUGGAUCCCCAGUACCCAGCUCCAUAAAAACCGAGACCACCAAGUCACACUCCUCAAAACCCGAAUUUCCAAAAGCUGAAUCCCCAAAGACCGCCAAGUCCGAAGCCCCAAAAGCUGCUGAAGAGAAAUCUGAGGACAAGAGUGACCCAAUAAAUGACAAAGACAUGGAAAAGAAAGGUGAUGCCAAGAACGUUGACGUAGACAAGAGCAGCCCAGAAGAGAAAGAGAAGAAGCACGAGGGAAAAGAAGAUGGCAUGAUCGCUAACGGGGUGGACGAAAGUCCCGUCAAACAAGACGCCGACCACAAAGUGGUGGUCACCAAAACUGUGGAGUCGAUUACCACCGGAGAAGACGGGUCCAAGCACGUCACCAAAUCUGUCACUGUGACCAAGAGGAUGAAGGAAGAGGUGGAAGAAGUGGUGCAGGAGAAGCUGGUAUCCACCAAGAAGACGGAGAAGCUCUCCACCCAGUCCAUCGAGCAAGUGAAAGAGGGAGAAUGAGCAGACUACGGGUCAGAGGAGGAGAAGCAGAGAUCACCUAAGAACUAAUAUUACAAAAGAAAAAACAUCAUACAGCUAGAGCGAUGUAAUAACCACUUGAAAACAUACAAAUGAAUUAUAGAGACAAGCCAAAAGUUCAACUUUAAGCUAUACAUUUCAAAAAUGCAGCUUUAAACAGGUACUGCUCCUGCGGUGAGGAGCUAGCGAGACAUGCUUUCUAUCACUGUCUGUCUGUCAUUUGACUGCAACUGAAAAACAAAAAAAUAAGUUUAAAAAAUUAUUAAUUUGUGCAUUCUUAUAUGCAUAGGAUGGAGUUGAAUUUAAAUACAGAAAUUAAUGAGGGUUUUUG